UGCAGGCAGCGAGCGGAGGCAGAGGAGCUGCGGCGGCAGCUGGAGGCCAACAGCUCGGCCCUCACCCGCACGCUGCGGGACGAGUACGCCAAGGAGAAGGAGGACCAGGAGAGGCGGCACCAGGCAGAGCUGAAGGUGCUGAAGGACCAGCUGGAGCUGGAGAAGCAGGCCUGGGAGGCCAACUAUGUGAAGAAGGAGGAAGCCUGGCUGCUCUCUCGGGAGCGGGAGCUGCGGGAGGAGAUGAGGAAGGAGAGGGACAAAGAGAUCGAGCUGGUGAUCCAGCGCCUGGAGGCCGACACGUCCUUGGCCAAGGAGGAGUGCGAGAGGGCAGCGGAGAACAGGAUCAAGAGGAUCCGAGACAAGUACGAGGUGGAGCUGCAGGAGCUGGAGCAGUCGGAGCGGAAGCUGCAGGAGCACUGCAAUGAGCUGAAGGGGCGGCUGGCCGAGCUGGAAGGGGAGAGCAUGCGGCUGCAGGGCCUGCUGAAGCACAAGGAGCAGGAGGUGAAGGAGAUCCGGAAGGAAUUUGCGGACAGGCUGGUGGGGAUGGAGGUGGAGAACGCGCGGCUGAAGGCAGAGAUGGCGGAGCUGAGGGCCCGGCAGCACCUGGAGCUGGACAGGCUGGUGCAGGAGAAGGACCGGGAGCUGGAGGAGGUUCACAGGAGGGUGAAGGCGGCGGUGCUGAGGAAGGAGGAGAGCAUGAGCAGCCUGCGGAAGCAGUACGAGGCAGCCGUGCAGAGAGCCAACCUCCUGGAAUCGCUGCUGGAGCAGCAGCGGCAGCUGGCCGCCGAGUGACCGUCCUGCCGGCCAGGGAGCGGGGCUGGGCCUCCCCUCCCUCCUCCCUUCUUCUCCACAGCCUGCUCCCAGCGCCGUGCUGGGACACUUGGUGGCCUUUAGAUGUUUGGGAGUUUUGUUCUGAUAAUAAAUCUCUGCUG
Cyanistes caeruleus (blue tit) is the source of this 932-nucleotide messenger RNA. Lineage: Eukaryota; Metazoa; Chordata; Aves; Passeriformes; Paridae. The record is from RefSeq and is a predicted model, not a curated record.